Aspergillus niger is the source of this 5622-nucleotide messenger RNA. RefSeq lists its product as uncharacterized. The record is from RefSeq and is a predicted model, not a curated record. The annotation marks the transcript as partial. The transcript is spliced from 3 exons. Gene Ontology annotation, molecular function: glycosyltransferase activity. Lineage: Eukaryota; Fungi; Ascomycota; Eurotiomycetes; Eurotiales; Aspergillaceae.
AUGGUGGAAAUCCUCGACGUCUCACCCGUCGGGUGGGUGUUCAUGAAAGAAUUCUGGUGGCAAUAUGUUCUGAUUGCCAUCUUGCUGGCAAGUGUGGUCUGUGGAUGUUCAUAUCUUACCUACUCUGGCACCCGCAGAGCUAUACGAUGGUAUAAGACAAGACCGCGUGUAGAAAUUGUGCCGGCUGCUGUCUCUCAACGCCUGGAAAAGAUCGCCAACCAACAGCUUACCCUAGCCGCGGCGCAUCACACGAAACGGAAGCCUACAUCCGUGGGAGUCUACCUAGGCACUUUUGCUACUCCUUUGGAUGAGACGCAUCGUCAGCUUCUCGAUCGCUACGACCUCUUGAUUGUGGAUCCUUCCAAGUCCGGGGUUGUUCAUGCAAUUUUGCAUACCGACGGGAAGCAGGUUUUGGGCCGAGUUGAUCUCGCUCUAAGUUCUUCCCAGCAGGACUUGACUCUCGCCGCCAUCGAACAGAUCGACAGCGCCCUGGCUGGAAGCUUUCACGGAAGUGCCUUUUCUGGUAUUGUGCUGGCGAAUUGGGAGGACAAGUUCAAGCCCAAGGUUCUCGCCAAAUUGGCCGAAGCCAUCCACGGUCUGGGUCUGGCUGUGUAUCUGGAGACUGGUCCGCCCACUUUCCUGGAGGAUGGUCAAUCGCUACAAACCCCGGCCAUCUCUGGUUUAGUCGUCCGAAAUGCUAGUAUCCUCCCCGACGGUCAGAAGCGAGACUACUUCCAGCUCGACAAGCUGCGCCCAACCAUCAAAGCCUUUGUGUCAGAGGCAUGCAUGAGAGACUUUUUGGUUCUGGCCUGGGAAACUGUCGACGACGAUGUUACGCUUUCGAAUGCUGUCGUUCAACGGUCUAUGCAGUGGUGUAAUUUCUACAGCGCAAUUCCCUGGAUUGGCCGCAAGGCCGCUCUCGAGAACGCUGCCAUCAAUGUCAAGACCCCGGAGCCGCUGUCCUCCUUUAGUUGGCUGAAAGAUGCGGAGACCAUGAAGGCCCACGAUCGCUGGCGCACCAACCUCGACAUCGCACGCAAUUAUGUUGCCAAGGCCUCUUGGGAUACACUGCGCGCAUAUUUCCCCUCUGUGGACGACUUGCUCUUUUCUUCCGAACACUCGCCGACAAUCAAAAACCCACCAGCCAACAAGCUUCGCGAGCCUCCGGAAUGGGUUGCUCAAGUCAAGUCACAGGGCAGUCCGCUGUCCAUCUCCAUGGCGGGUGUCGAAUACAAGGAACUUGGUUGUUUCCCGCUCGGCUCAGAGGCAACACCCGUUGCUUUUGCAGAAAUUGUUCAUUCCCAGCAGCGUCUGAAGUCACUCAACCUGCUUCAUCCGGUUCCGUCGUCGAAAUUGCAGAACAUGGGGCUCCUCUUCCGACAGUUUUAUGAAAAUUUCGCCCUCUCGAGCUGGAUGGCCUCGGACCAACUGGCUGCCUCUAUCAAGGAGUUAUCGAACAUGGCAGCUAACGAUACGCUGCGGGUACACCUCGGGCUGGAUUCUGGUCUGCGCAAGAGUGCUGAUGUCCGCUUCUGGGCCGUGUAUCAGAUGGACGCGGAUGGCUUCGAUGUCUUCGCCUCUAAGAAUGCCCAGGGACUGGCUGGCACCGUAUUGCACACCUUCCUCUCCGCCAAAGGCUACCCCCGUCACGUUUGUUUCGAGGCAGAAAUUGCGUUGGCGAGAUGGUCAAAAGAUAUCAACGAGGAUAUCGGGUUACCGCGUCGCAUCAUCCAGGACAUUGACGCCUUAAGUCCGGAGGAACGACUUUUGCUGUUGCAGCAUCUGUCAUUGACCGAUGCCAAGGGCGACCUUUCUGAAACCAUGUGUGCGUACAUCCGGCGACAACUUGUGGACGCGCCAACUCUGGCUCAGCUGAAGGAGCUCAACACGGUCGCCUACCUGGAGGGGUCGGCUUCGCCAGAGCUCUUGAUCGAGACUCGGAUCAACUGGUACAAGGAGCAGGGCUGCCAAUAUCCUUCUGCUGCCUCGUCUCUUGCAUUGUUCUACGAGGCGGAGUCGGUCUUCACCAAGGUACUGCGAGAGCGGAGAGAGGACGACCUCGCUCAGAUCUCGAGUGGUCUGGGCCAGCUCGUCCAGGAUGGUCCUAUUGAUGCCUAUACUGACGUACUGGUCCUGUCGUUGUUCUGCGCCGCACGAAAGGGUGCCCUCGACGAGAUCUAUGCCGAGGUAACUGACCGCAAUCCGUUGUUCAACAACCAGUCCGACCAGGCCGCAGCUUUCGCCGAAUCGUUUGCUCUCGGAUCCCGCUGCGAAGCCUACUUCGAUGUUUCGCCAAGUGCCUUUGGAAAGCUUCUGUCGGAUCGUUUCCGCAAAAGCUACAACGAUGAGAAGCUUCCUGACUGGAUCCACGGUGCUCCGGACAUGGCUACUUCAUAUGCCGGUGCCCAGAUUGAUGUCGAUGCCACUCACAAGGUCAAGCCCAUGCGUGGAUAUCAGCGCUUCACUUUCCUCAGUGUGUUCGCUUUUCCUGCUCUGAUUGAUAUCAUUCUUCUCACGAUCAUCGGUCGCGGACUGUAUCUCUCUGCCUUCAUGACGGCCGAAGAGCAACAGAGUGCGACUAUUGCACUCAUGAUUUCGCUCUUGCUCUCCGGUGCUAUUGGCACCUGGAUUGCUUGCGGAGGACCCUAUUACCUCAUCUCCAUGGCUUUCGCAGCUGCCAACAUGUUUGUUCUGAUCAGACUGAUUGCUGGCAUCGCCUUCACAGUAGCUGGUGGUCUCAUCGGUUUCAUCUGCAUUUCGGCCGCCGUGAGCCCGCGGGCCGGAAUCAUCUUCUACCUCUACCUCAUUGCCCUGACACUCUAUUUCUCGUGUUUCGCCUCGCUGGCGAGUUUCAGCUACCCUGGCUCCACGUUCCUCUCCGGCCGCAAGGUCAUCUUCGCAUGUGUCCCGAUCUUAUUUGUCUCCCCCAUUGUUACCACUUUCACCGGUCAUGACUCGGCCAUCUACCUUGCUGUGAUCUAUGCUUUUAUCGGAUUGCUGCUGCUUGGUCUGAGAUCGGUCUCCUCCAAAUGGGUCACUUGGUACCAGAGCAUUCGGAGAACAGAUGAUACCGAAAUCCGAAAGUGGUACGUUGCCACUUACGGUAACAACGAUGAGAAGGUCUUUGGAAAUUUGAGUGACCCGGCCGUCCUAAAGCUAUCCCGAGAGGCGUUGUUCAAGGAUGUUCUCGCGGAGACUAAACGCUGGUUCUACCAGAAGCCUACCACCGACAAGUUGGUGCUGGAGCUAGCCAAGGAUUGGGAGGCGACCAACUUCCUCCUCGACUGGUACUGCAGAUAUGCCGACGUACCCAGGCCAAUUCCUUUCAGUUCUUCCUGGAACAUCCAGACCAAAGUUGGACUGGAGGUGCUCCGGAACUCGCAAAAGGGCAUCAGGCUGCACAAUGCCUUCAUCCAGUGGCGACAGUCCAGCAGAGAAAUCGGAUGCGGUGUCCUGUACUUCUUGCUAGCCCUGCUUGACAAGUGGGUGGAGCUACUCACCGGCGGCCAAAUGACAGGUCUUGCCCCUUCGGUUACCAGUUCGCAGCGGAUGGCCGUCGGAUUUGGCCUGGCAUACUACCUAAUCGGUGCGGUCCUCAUCGACACCAAGGCUCAGGAGCUUCAUGAUCUUGUUGGAAAGCAGACAACGCUUGCCGUGCCCAAUGCUAAAGAUAUCCGCUUGGCGCAGAAGCGGGACGUGAAAUACAAGAGAAUGGUAUACUGGAGAACUCUAUUCAAGUAUCUCGGGUGGCACGUAUGGAGUUUGGCCCUUGCCACCGCUCUGAUCUGGACCUUCCAGGAUACAAUGGAAGCGAUGAUCAUCUUUGUCGCUUACAUUCUGGCAUACACCGGUCUCCUUUGGUACCAGUACACGAAGAUCUUCUCCGGCCCGCAUGCAUUCAAGACCCUACUCAUUGGGUGUGUCGUUGGCUUACCGGUUGGCAUCGCUCUCAAGACCCGCCUGCCGCACUUCUUGUAUUCGGAAGUCAUUGGUCUCGGGUCUGCCACAUGGACUGUCGCUAUCCUCACACUAUUCAAGGCGAAGAUGGGCAUGCCGAAGAAGGUCUCAUCUCCGGUGGAGCUUGGAAGGGUAUUCCACGCAUACUCGUCUCCCUGGUCAGAUCCGGAAUGGUCCCAACAGGAGCUGCAAACGUUCUACGAGAAGCUCUCGCUUGUUCCGUCCGACGCGCGCUUGAGCCUGAGUCCCCAAGCCCAUCCCGGUGUGGAAGUCAAAGAGAUCCUACUUUCGCGCAGAAAGGAAACAAGAAUUGAAGAAGCAUUCCCCAAGUCCGACGACCUCGUGAACCUGGCGUUAGGCGCCUGGGGCAAAGGCGAAAUCUCCCUGGAGCUUGUUCCCGUUGGCUCACUGGGUCCUGGCAUUCAUGCAUUGAGUUGUUGUACGUCAGGCCAACUGCACAUCGCCAUCUGUGUAGGCCGCGGACUAGACCAACGGAUUGACGUCAGUGCGAACUGCCAGGUCAUCGCAGAGACUCUGCUUCACGCUGUUGCAGAAUCGAUGCUGCAUAUGCCUCAUGAACAUGCUGUACUUGCCGAGUCGCUCGUCACGGCAGGUGUGACGGAAACCAUGGCACGUCAACUUCGCGCGGAGCCUAAUACACCGGUCGUCAUACGCUGGGCCAAGAAGGAGCUCCUUCAGCAGCUGUGCCUCGGAUUCGACUGUGAUUCUCACUGGGAAAAGCUGCCCAAGGACGUCAGACAGGCUUUGAUCAACCGGUGCCUUGGCCAGCCAUGCCAGCUCUCUGAGGCUAGCCGGCAAUGGCUGGAAGGAAGGCUUUGCCAGUUCGAUGCUGAUACCCUCGAUGUGCACGUCGCCCGAAGCAAUCUCGGAGCUGCUAGUGCUGUCAGCAUUCUGGAUUACGCACACUACGGUACUGGUGAAGCAGCCACUUUCAACGAUCCUGAGACUCCAGAGCAUAUUCCAUAUGUCCCGAAGAAGCUUCCUUCGAUCAUUCAAAUGCUGGCAAAGCCCUGGAACACCAUCUACUACGCUUUCGCUUCAGUUGUCAAGUUCAUUGUGGUUGCUCUCGUCGCCGAUCCCGAAUUCCAGCGAGAAUUCGAUCAUGUUAUCGGGCAACACCAUGCCAUUAUCCGCGUACCGGCUACCCUGGCAUUGAGCUUGCUCUGGUCUUAUUCAAGAAUUAUGCAGAAUAUCGGUCUCUCCUUCUUUUUGUUCCAUGGUCGUGAUAAUGUGAAGCAGCUCUGGAAUGAGGCCAAGGGAAUGACCAUCAGCAUCCAAAAGAGCAGGUUCAUCAUUCAAAGUCUGGAUGGCACAUUCACUGCCUUCAAGCAUGAUGAAACGGAUGGAGGCUUCAAAAUCUAUUACUACUCCGGCCAGCACAAGACAGAGCCUGAAGGCACAAAGAGUCUCAGCUACGUCUGUGUUUACUCCAAGGAUGUGCUGCUUAUGGUCCGCCAGGAGUUCAAGGGUGGAAAGCUGCUCAACGAGUACCAUUACGACUACCGCGCCCCGACCAAGAAGGCCUUUGGCUUAUCCAAGUCGUCCCAAGCAAGAAUCCCAAUGGGCCGGCGUUGUGUCCGCGGAGACAACCAUUUGCAGAGUGUGCAGUACAACCGGAAGGGACUCAUCGAGGCAGGAUCUUAC